Messenger RNA from Petromyzon marinus (sea lamprey), 3635 nucleotides. RefSeq names its product protein tyrosine phosphatase type IVA 2-like. NCBI's taxonomy places the organism in Eukaryota, Metazoa, Chordata, Hyperoartia, Petromyzontiformes, Petromyzontidae. Gene Ontology annotation, biological process: protein dephosphorylation. The record is from RefSeq and is a predicted model, not a curated record.
GGCUCCACCCACCCCCACCCCCUCCCUCCUCCUCCUUCCUCUCUCUCCCCCCUUCGUGUCGCCGCCGCCGCCCCGCUCUCCGCCCGCCCGCCUGGACGUCUUCAAUGAAUAAGCUCAUUGCCAGGUGCCGUGGAGGUGGCGUCGCCUCGUGUAUGGCCGUCCUGCGCACAAGCGACAGCGGAUUCUGCCAAGCGCGGUACACGGCGCGCGCACGAGUGUGAGCAAGCAGCGCUGCCACAGACAGGGGGCUCCCGUCGGACGGAAUCCAACCCUCUCUCCCGUCCGUCUGCCCGCCCGCCCGCCCGCCCGCCCGCCCGUCUGUCCGUCCGUCUGUCCGACAGACCGACCGACAGUCAAAUUAAUCCGCAGCCAUCGGUCGCCGCGUGCUGCCGGUACAAUAAGCUAGCUCUGCCCAUGGGGUAAACUGAACACGGUGAGCGCCGGAGAAGUAAUUUUAUCGAGAGAGGAGAACUUGAGUGGGGGCAGCCAGCGGGGGCCGAUGAGAGAGGAGGAGGAGGAGGCGGCGCUGGCAGGUAUCGCGUGAGCCGCCCGGGCGGCAGGAGAGAGGAAUCCAGCGGGAAAUCUCCCCUCCCCCACCCCCCCCGUUAACCGAGCAAAUUUAACAAAAAAAUAAACUUUCAACAAAGCUGCAAGAGACGAGAGAAAGAAAAAAACGAGCGACGUUGCACGUACAGUGGCCAAUUUUAGUUUUCUUCUUCAAAACAAAUAUAUUUGUAAAAAAAAAAUAACAAUCGGCCCGCGAAGAAAAAAACAUUUGAAAUUGUAACGAUUAAACAAAAAAAAAGAAAGAUUUUAAAUUGAGCCGAAGGUUGUUGGAGAGGUUGGCGGGAGGAAGCAGACGGAGAAGGGGGAGGAGGGGGGUGAUUUCGGACGUGCGAGCGGUGGCCGUGGAAUGGCCAGGAUGAAUCGCCUGGCGCCCGUGGAGCUGAGCUACAAGAACAUGCGCUUCCUCAUCACCCACAACCCCACCAACGCCACGCUCGACAAGUUCAUCGAGGAGAUGAAAAGGUACCACGUGGGCACGUUGGUCCGUGUGUGCGAGCCAACGUACGACAAGACGCCCGUGGAGAAUGAGGGCAUCACCGUGCUGGACUGGCAGUUUGACGACGGAGCGUCACCCCCGGACGGGGUGGUGGACGCGUGGCUCGACCUGCUCAAGGACAAGUUUCGCGACGAGCCCGAGCGCUGCGUCGCCGUACACUGCGUGGCCGGGCUGGGCAGGGCACCCGUCAUGGUGGCCCUGGCGCUCAUCGAGGGCGGCAUGAAGUACGAGGAUGCCGUCGAGCUCAUCCGAGAGAAGCGGCGGGGAGCGAUCAACACCAAGCAGUUGCUGUACCUGGAGAAGUACCGCCCCCACAUGAGGCUGCGCUUCAAGGAGACCAACAGCAAGGCCGGCUGCUGCCUGCAGUAGCCGGCGCUCGGCCGCGCGGAGAAAUCUCCCGGGAGAUCGGCGAGGGCUUUGCGAGAGUUUCACGAAACCUUCACCGCGAUCGUUUGUGAGAGAUCAUGGGAGAUCGCAGGAGUGGGGUUUUUUUUUUUUUUGCUGCUGCUGCUGCUACAAAGGGUCGCGAGAAUCUCGUUGACGACCACAAGAUUCUCGGGGAGAGAAAGAUUGCGACGGAUCGCGAUAUUUUUUCACGAGCGUUUUCGCGAUCGAUUGCGAAAGAUCACGGGAGAUAGGGAAAGUUUUUUUUGUUUUGCGAGAUGUGAACGCGAGGGAGUUACGUGAUGGUUUCGCAAUUGAUCGCGAGGGAUUUGCGAGAGAUCCGCCAGAGGUUACAAUGAUUUUGCGAGAAAUUGUGAGUUUUCCGGGAGAUCUCCGCACACGCCAUUGUUGCCAAACAAAGUACCUCCUCCACCUCGUCCACCUCGUCCACCUCGUCCACCUCGUCCCCAUUGAGCCAGCCGCCCCCCGGUAACUGACGACCCGGCACCGCGGGAGCACAACGAUGCGCAUCCGUUUCUCGCUUUCUCUGCUCGUUUCUAGCUUUCGUUGGACUCUUGUUCUUCGCUGUUGGCUUCUUUCUGCCUUCAGUUUCUACUUCAUUCCUCCUGUGCUCUGUCACCUUGCUCUGCUGGCUACUUUCUGCCGCCCUGAAUUCUGCUCAACAUCAUCUCAUCUCGAUCUCCUCUCCGCCUUCUCAAUUUUAUUUUCUCAGAUUUUUUUUUAUCCCUCGUUUAGUCUUUUACUCGACUUCCCUUUACUUUCUCUUCAUCUUUUUCUCACGCUGCUUUCUUGUUCCCUAACCUUUCACUUUUCUUAGCUUCUAGUCGUUCUCUUUUACAUUCCCGUUUUUGCCUUCUCCGUUCGCUACAUCUUCAUCAGUCUCUUCCAUUUCUCUCCCCAUGUCACGCCUCUCACUGCCUCGACUCACUCUCGUCCUAGCUCGCUCGCUCGCUCUCUCGCUCGCUCGCUGUUUCUGCCAUUGCUCAGUCCGCACACUGCUCACGCCGCCAACGUUGCUGCCAAAAUAAAAACGACGAGCAGAGCUAAAAUUAACAUUUCAUCAGUCGGAAAGCCACACACACACACUCCCACCCCGUCCACAAACAGCUGGUUCCGGACGCUAAUUGCGUACACUUACCGCAAGUGAGCAUGGAAGAGCUGGCCAAAUGCCCCCCCCACCCCCACCCUCCCCUCUUAAGUGGAGACCCUUCUCGCCAGCAGUAGCUUGAGUGAGCCAAAUGCAUUGCCGAAUCCUUUUACCAGCGUUUUACUUUGUACCUCUUUGGGCGUCGUCAGACGCACGCACCGAGUCAAAUUCGUUGCCACGGAGCGGCGGGGGGGCAGAAAGGCUCGAGUUGAGUGGGAUGCACCAGAACUACAGCAGCAGCUACGUGACCUGCACAGGCAUUGAAAUCAAUCGCUAGGCCCAACCUGUGUCAUGGCCGGCGAAUGCAGUGCCCCAUGAAUUUAAAAAAGGAGCACACACACACAAAGACAAAGAGCCCCCCCGCCCCCCCCCGGUAUAGCCUUAACAGACUGUUGGGGUAAGUGCUGUUAGCGAGCACAUGUGAAGGCUGGAACGGCACACGAGGGGGUGGGUGGCCAAUAAAAGGGAGCACACACGCACAGUGCACAAUAAUGUUUUGAGCCAGUUCAGACCUCCCAAAUUCAACCAUUAACCCCCUCCGCUGUCACCGUGUCUCUCACUCGCCUUGACUUAAUACGGCUCGGGAGGAUCCUCUUAUUUUCAAUUAAUUUUUUCUGUUGUACCAUGUGUUGUUUCGCACGAUGUCCGACGUUUUGCUUUAAGUGCUGGGAGCUCCUUGAGGAACUCCUCUGUUGAAUAGUUGUCCAAGUUGCAAAGCGGCAAAGGCUACAACGGUGGCGGAGAUGGAGUGAGAGAAAUGACGAUUCUUGAGCCAUCAACACUACCACCACCACCACCCACACCAACCACAACUACCUACAGCACCGUCACCUAUACCACUUCCACUACCUGCACCACCACUACCCACACCCUCAAAUUUCGCCACGACGAUUUGAGAAAAUCCCGCCGUUUGGUCAUGCGACACCAUUCUUGUCCCAGCUCUCGUUUCUACAGAGCUGGCUCUGGUACAGUUUUUGCCACCCGUGUCCAAACUUCAAAUAAACGCAAGUUUCAAAUCUA